Molecule: messenger RNA, 1220 nt
Organism: Arachis duranensis
Lineage: Eukaryota; Viridiplantae; Streptophyta; Magnoliopsida; Fabales; Fabaceae
Product: 40S ribosomal protein SA
Exons: 5
Biological process (GO): cytoplasmic translation; ribosomal small subunit assembly
Cellular component (GO): cytosolic small ribosomal subunit; ribosome; 90S preribosome
Molecular function (GO): structural constituent of ribosome
Source: RefSeq, a predicted model, not a curated record
CUGCGGCUGCUACUACGAAUCUCUCAAGAGACCAACUCUCCUCCCCAACGAUGGCCACUUCCACCGCCACAACCGCUGCAGUGUCGCGCCAGCUCUCGCAGAAGGAGCAAGACAUCCAAAUGAUGCUCGCAGCUGAGGUUCAUCUUGGAACCAAAAACUGCGACUUCCAGAUAGAACGCUACAUUUUCAAGCACCGCAAUGAUGGUAUCUACAUAAUUAACCUUGGCAAGACAUGGGAGAAGCUCCAACUUGCUGCUAGGAUUAUUGUUGCCAUCGAGAACCCUCAGGACAUCAUUGUUCAGUCUGCUAGGCCAUAUGGUCAGAGGGCAGUCUUGAAGUUUGCCCAAUACACGGGUGCGAAUGUAAUUGCUGGAAGGCACACUCCUGGAACAUUCACUAAUCAGAUGCAGACAUCCUAUAACGAGCCUCGCCUACUCAUUCUUACUGAUCCAAGGACUGAUCAUCAGCCCAUUAAGAAAGGUGCUCUUGGAAAUAUUCCGACGAUUGCCUUCUACGACACUGAUUCUCCGAUGCGCUAUGUUGAUGUUGGCAUUCUUGCCAAUAACAAGGGGAAGCACAAUAUUGGUUGUCUGUUUUGGUAAUUAGCAAGGAUGGUUCUGCAGAUAAGGGGUACUAUUCGUCCAAGGCUUAAGUGGGAUGUGAUGGUGGAUUUAUUUUUCUAUAGAGAACCUGAAGAGGCCAAGCAACAAGAGGAGGAGGAAUUACCAUCUGCCCCAGAAUAUGCCAUUCAAGAUUUUGGUGCUGCUGGCAUUGCCGGCUUCCCUGCAGCUGAUGGGGAAUGGGGGGCUGUUACAGCUGAACAAUCCUGGGCUGAACCAGUUCCUCAACAACCCAUUGUAGCUGCACCUGCUAACUGGGCCCCAGAUGCUGCUGCAGGUGACUGGGAGCCAGUUCCAGCUCCACAGGCUUCCGUUCCUGCACCCGGAGGUGUUGUCCUCACUGGCUGGGAAUAAGCACUCUUAAGAUUUAAGCACAACUCAUCAAAACUGUUCUGAAGAAUUUUCUCUUCCUUUAAUGUGAUGUAUAUUGACACGAUUUUUAACAAAACUGUUAUUUUAGAGAGUACAUUUUGUUUUAUGUUCUUAUUUGGUUAAUCCUUCAAAGAUACUCCGUGUGUGUUUGGAUACCAGUUUGUAUAAAAUUGAUUUUGCAAACUUGAUUUUGAUGAAAAGUGAGUUUGUAUUGAAGUGAUUUAUGUU